UUGUUUACUAGACCUAAAACGAAGCUAGAAUGUUAAAAAAAAUCAUAUCUUUACAAGCACAUUUGUUACGGAUUUAAAUAUUUAAAAAUAUACAAUAAAUCUCUCAAAUAGAGAGAAAUUAUAGCUCCCUCCUAACUUCACGUUGCUGCUUUACCACGCGUGCGUGGGAUUGAAAGUGAGGUUACGUGUGCGCGCGCGCGGACACGUGUAAUAUCUUCAUUUUCUAAUACACAUUGAAAUCGUGACGAUCGAGAAUAGAAAAUGCUUCAGAUCGGAUUCUCGGCUCUCAAAAUUGCGUGGUAUAUUUUCGACACACGCACAUUUCGCAGAAAGCGAAUCCGAAACACACGCUUGUGUGCGGAAUGACGUUUCGUCGGGCGCGUUGGCAGCACUGUGCGCGCGCAGCGUUCCGGCGACGCUCGGCGUCUCAGUCGGUGUCGAGCCGCCGAGUUGAGCGGAUCUCGAAGCCGAGCCGAUAAUACCUUGAGGGUUUGGUCGCGUGUUACGUACGCGCGGGGUCUGUCUGUCUGUCUGUCGCGAGGGCAUACCGGGGGACAGAGUAGCCGAGCACACAGAGGCACAGAUCGACGGCUAGGAUGAGUGGGUUGCUGCUGAAGCUGUCGGCGUCGUUGCUGUCGAGGAGCAGCCCGCCCGGGGCGGCGACGCUGAACAAGCUGGGACUGCCUCUGCUCGGCAACCGCAGGCUCCACCAUACACCGGACCGAGCGGCCAAGAUCUCCGACGAGAUCUCCAAGCAGUACCCAUUGGUGGACCACACGUUUGACGCGGUCGUGGUGGGAGCCGGCGGUGCCGGUCUACGCGCGGCCUACGGCCUCGUGGCCGAGGGCUUCAAGACCGCGGUGGUCACCAAGCUGUUCCCGACGAGGUCGCACACGGUCGCCGCCCAGGGCGGCAUCAACGCCGCCCUGGGUAACAUGGAGGACGACAACUGGCAGUGGCACAUGUACGACACCGUCAAAGGCUCGGAUUGGCUGGGCGACCAGGAUGCCAUUCACUACAUGACCCGCGAGGCACCGAAGGCCGUCAUCGAGCUGGAGAACUGCGGCAUGCCCUUCAGCCGUACCACGGACGGCAAAAUCUAUCAACGUGCCUUCGGAGGUCAAUCCCUCAAGUUUGGCAAGGGCGGCCAGGCUCAUCGAUGCUGUUGCGUAGCCGACAGAACUGGUCACUCGUUGUUGCAUACACUUUAUGGUCAGUCGCUGAGCUACGAUUGCAAUUACUUCGUCGAGUAUUUCGCUCUCGAUUUGUUGAUGGAGGACGGCGAGUGUCGCGGGGUGAUCGCGAUCUGUCUGGAAGAUGGAACGCUGCAUCGCUUCCACGCUAAGAACACGGUACUCGCCACCGGUGGCUACGGACGCGCCUACUUCUCCUGCACAUCCGCGCAUACCUGUACCGGGGAUGGCACUGCCAUGGUCUCCAGGGCCAAUCUGCCUAAUCAAGACCUGGAGUUUGUGCAAUUUCAUCCUACAGGUAUCUAUGGUGCCGGAUGUCUGAUCACGGAAGGCAGCCGCGGCGAAGGAGGUUAUCUGGUAAAUAGCGAGGGAGAAAGGUUCAUGGAGCGUUAUGCGCCGGUAGCAAAGGAUUUGGCAUCGCGCGACGUAGUGUCUAGAUCUAUGACAAUGGAAAUUAGAGAGGGCAGAGGCGUUGGACCAGAAAAGGAUCAUAUUUACUUGCAACUACAUCAUCUGCCACCUGAACAAUUAGCCGCUCGACUGCCAGGAAUUUCAGAAACAGCGAUGAUAUUUGCUGGUGUCGAUGUAACUCGAGAACCUAUUCCAGUCAUACCCACUGUCCAUUACAAUAUGGGAGGUGUACCAACGAAUUACAAAGGUCAAGUAUUAACCAGGGAAAAUAAUCAGGACAAAGUAGUGCCCGGCUUAUACGCAUGUGGCGAGGCAGGUUGCGCGUCCGUUCAUGGAGCUAAUCGACUGGGUGCCAACUCUUUAUUGGAUUUAGUCGUAUUCGGACGUGCUUGCGCUAAAACUAUUGCCCAAGAGAACAAACCUGGCGAGGCAAUCGGGCCCCUAAAACCUAACGCGGGUGAAGAGACCGUAGCUAAUUUAGACUGGGUCAGAAACGCCAACGGUUCCAUUUCUACUGCAGAAUUGAGGCUGACUAUGCAAAAGACCAUGCAAACGCACGCAGCGGUCUUCAGGGACGCUAACAGCUUAAAAGAAGGCUGUCAAAAGAUGACCGACCUUUACAAAAAACUGGACGAGCUAAAAGUUUCAGACAAGUCUUUAAUAUGGAACUCCGAUUUAAUAGAGACGCUCGAGUUACAAAAUCUCAUGAUCAAUGCGAUGCAGACCAUUAUUGCGGCGGAGAAUAGAAAAGAGAGUCGUGGUGCACACGCUCGCGAGGAUUAUAAACAGAGAAUCGAUGAAUUAGAUUAUAGUAAAUCGAUUGAAACCCAGCAACCGAAACCGCUCGAUCAACAUUGGAGGAAGCACACGUUAUCGAAGAUCAAUCUGAGAACAGGAGAGGUAUCUCUCGACUAUAGACCGGUAAUCGACGUUACGCUCAAUCAAGAGGAAUGCGCAACGGUUCCGCCAGCGAUUCGUUCCUACUAGGCUAAUUCUACAAAGGGACAAUAUUAAAAUCCAUCGUCCUAGGACUUUCAUCAAUCGCCACCGAAUUUCGGUCUCAGCGCAAUUCUCGAUCGCAGCCUAAUAUUAAGCAUUAUUUAGAUCAAUUACCUAGCGCAAAAGAAACAUCACCUCGCGCUAGAACUAUUAUUGCGCAGCAAACCUGUUAAUUAAUUUAUUUCACACACAUAUACAUAUACACACGAAUUUCAUUAUGCACCAAAGUUGAUUCUUGUCACUCGCUUGCGCCGCGAGUCGCGCGAGCAAGAUUAAUGGUCCUUGUAGGAUGCCAGUGCUGAGAUUAUUGUCCUCUCGUCUACAUGAGGGAGUAUGCACGAUCUCGCUCAGCGGAAUCGGUACUCAAUUCAACAAGUAAUAGUCGAAAAAAUAGAGCUAUUCGCGGUAUGUAACAGGAGGUCCAUAAAACAUGGAUCUUCUCAGGAAAUGCGUUUUCUCUCCUGUAAUAUAGUACAAUGUAUCUGAUUACAUGUUUUCAUUGCGCUCAGGUCACAGUACGACGUACAGUGAUAAAAUUUCGCGUGCAGUGAUAAAGAAAUAUCAACGAAAAACUCAAUUAAAGGUCAUUUUACUUGAUCUUUCGUUUAUAAAUUUAUGUGUAAGACUUCCAAACUUUUCAAGAGGUCAUCAAGAACUUCGCUGAUAGUACAUUUGUUUUUUGAACUAAUAUUUCAUAAUUAUUCAUCUUUUAUGCACUUUUUUUGUAUAUUUGUGAAAUUAAAAAUUAUAAAAUCUUUAGAUUGUAAAUUUAAAUGUAAAAAAUUUAGUAAUAUUUUUAUUUAAAAAUAAAGCGUUGAUAUUUAAAAUUAUUGCUAUACGCGAUAGUAUUUUUAUGCUGUAUUGCUGGACUUCAAUACGAUUGUAUUCUUGAUAUCAAUUUGAUGCUCAUUGUAGCUAUUUAUAUAUAUUUUUACCAUUGUGAAGAAUUGUUUCAAAGAUUUAUUUUUAAAUACUUAGGGUGUAAUCCUAUUAAAAAAUCGAUAAUAAAAUAAGUUAAUAUUGAUUAUAAUUGACAUGCUCUGCAUAAGUUCUUAUGUUUUUGCUUGAAAAGUAUCAAAGUAUAAUUGGCAUAUCUAUAGAUAUUAUUUACGCACAAAUGCAAUUAUAAACAUAUUUAAAAUUUAUUUAACAGUAUCUUUAUUCUCGUAUUUUUUCAUUGCGGCUGUUUACUUAAAUAUUGUACAAGACAACAUAGAAGCGAUAUUAAUGUUUGUUUUUAUAGAAUCUGUUACAUAUAGAACUGUAAAAAUUAUAUUUAUUUUAAAAAAUGCUCUUAACAAGAGACUUUUUUAUUAUCAAAAUAAUUUAUGGAAAUAAUUAUUUUAUUUUGUCAAGUUUGGUAUUAUUACAACAAAUAUUAGAUAAAUGCAAAAAAGGACAACACGAAGUUAAACGAGUAUUACAAUCAUAAUUACAUGUGUGUAUUUAAAUUUUAUGGAUUAAAACUUUUAUGUUGUCUUUCAACGUCGUACUGAUAUUAUGUACUUUAUAGAACGUGAGUUAAAUGAAAUAUUAGAACGCGGCACAGAGACAUACAAAAUACUAUAGGCUCGAUUUGUAAAAAAGAUUGUGUGAGCGUGUUAUUUAGCUAUGGUGGAAAUGUACAUAAAUCGCGAAAAUGUCAAUAAAGCGUUGAUACACCUUUUAUCUGACGGAAUUAAA
Messenger RNA from Monomorium pharaonis (pharaoh ant), 4286 nucleotides. It is a transcript of the gene SdhA, whose product is annotated as succinate dehydrogenase [ubiquinone] flavoprotein subunit, mitochondrial. NCBI's taxonomy places the organism in Eukaryota, Metazoa, Arthropoda, Insecta, Hymenoptera, Formicidae. The coding region runs from base 597 to 2591 and encodes 664 amino acids. Gene Ontology annotation, biological process: mitochondrial electron transport, succinate to ubiquinone; tricarboxylic acid cycle. Gene Ontology annotation, molecular function: flavin adenine dinucleotide binding; electron transfer activity; succinate dehydrogenase (quinone) activity. The transcript has 9 exons. The record is from RefSeq and is a predicted model, not a curated record.